This is a messenger RNA of Anopheles merus, 979 nucleotides long. RefSeq names its product farnesol dehydrogenase-like. The transcript is spliced from 2 exons. Gene Ontology annotation, molecular function: oxidoreductase activity. The record is from RefSeq and is a predicted model, not a curated record. Lineage: Eukaryota; Metazoa; Arthropoda; Insecta; Diptera; Culicidae. Bases 124 to 867 code for a protein of 247 amino acids.
ACCGUGCAUUGCAAAACAGUCGCAACUGAACCGUCGAAGGGUUUGUAUCGCUUCUUUCCGCGUUAUUGUACCGUACUUGUGUGGCCAGUAAGUGUCAAAUAGAACAUUCAAAACGAUAGCACGAUGGAACGUUGGCGUGGAAAGGUGGCCAUUGUGACCGGUGCUAGCUCCGGCAUUGGGGCAGCAACGGUGAAAGCUCUCGCCAGUGCCGGUAUGAUCACGUUCGGCUUGGCCCGCCGUGUCGAACGGGUGGAAGCACUGAAGGACGAGCUGCCGGAGGAUGCCCGCGAGCGGCUGCACGCACUGCGCUGUGACGUUACGAAGGAGGAAGACAUUUUAGCCGCCUUCCGGGAGGUCGAACAACGGUGCGGCGGUGUCGAUGUGCUGAUCAACAAUGCCGGCGUGGCGCGAUCGAGUGUCGGCGUGCUGGAUGCGAAAAAUACGCAGGAGUUGCGCGAUGUGAUCGACACGAAUCUGGUCGGGUUGGCGCUGUGCAGCCGGGAGGCGUAUCAAUCGAUGAAGAAACGCUCGGUCGAUGGGCACAUUGUGCACAUUAACAGCAUACUGGGACACAAGGUGAUCCCAAUGAACACGCUCAAUGUGUAUCCGGCCACCAAGUACGGUGUGACCGCGCUGACGGAGACGAUGCGGCACGAGCUGCGAAUGGCGGGGACGAAAAUCAAAGUCACGAGCAUCAGUCCCGGUCUGGUAAGGACGGAGAUCAUCGGUAACAGUGGUGUGCUCAACGAUAUGCCCAUACUCGAACCAGAAGACAUCGCGAACGGCAUUCUGUACGUGCUCGGGACCCCACCGCGUGUUCAGGUGCACGAGCUAAUGAUCAAACCGGUCGGUGAAUCGCUCGGAUAAGUCAACACAGACCAAAAUUCGUGGUAGCAAACGAUCCCAGCAAUAAAUAAAUUGUUAAUAAAAUAGCAUUUGGUACAUAUUUCGGAAUAAAUAGUUCGGUACAAAUACAAAA